AAAAAUUUCACAUACACUUUCUGCUCAUACGGUUCGGCUGGUCGUGUGUGGAGAGGCAUAGUAACUGAGUUGAAGAAUUGUUUAGCAAAUAAUCAAUUAAUGUUGCAUUUGAUCGGUGUUUUUCAAACGAACUGAAAAGAGUUUUGUAAAAAUGAAUUUUACAAUACCAUCGGAGGUGAAUAACGACAUACUCUACUGCCAGAAAGCCCUACGUCAUUACAUUCAUGUUCAUCAGACUCUUGCUGCCAGCCUACAUGCUAAAAACUUGCUUGAUGAUCCACGACUUACAGAAUUAGAAAAUGAAAUUCAGGACAUUGGACGAGAACAGAAGAAGACUGUUGACACACUACGCUUGUACAUGGAGAACUUUUUCGUGCAUCUGGAGAAAAACAAUCUAUCCAUAGACCGUACGGUAGCCAAUGCAAAUGUGGCGAAUCAACUACAUAUGAACUUUCAACGGUGUUUCGAGAAAGUGGAACCAGUCAACGUUAAACGACGACUCAGCGACAGCGAACUCAUCGAACGGUAUAUUUAUGGCAACCAUACCAUUUGCGGAUCUACAGCAGUUCGGGCAAUCAAAUUGAACGAUUCUAGCAAACCGGAAAAACUCGAGGUACUUAUAUCGCCCAACGAUGUCGUUUAUCGAAACGUAACGACUCCGCCACCGCUAAAACCACAAAUGUCAUUAUUAAAGCCGAAAUCUGAACGACUGGUACCGAGUUCACCGAAAAAUUCAACAGAUGACCAAAGUCCAUCUACAUCGUCAGCCAAUUUGAAUAGUCGCCGAUUGAAUUUGUUGCAAGUGCUGAACAAAACCAAAGCGAAAAACUUGAAUCUUGAAUCAGACGACAAAGUCGACAAGAAGGCGGAAAAUGCAGUUCCAGAUACGCUGCCCAAGUUGAGAGAAUCGCCAACCGAUGACGUAGUAUUAGUAGAACCAGCUCCUUCCGAAACAGUCAUUAUUUCACAUUCACCGACAUCAUCGUCGGCGACGUCGCUAUCCGGUGAUACAUUCGGUGGACCCGAGUUACCCGAAGAAGAAGAAGAGCCAACCGUCCUUGGUAAGGAGCCGUUUCUACGCCUGUUUGGAUUGUACACCCACACAUACUACGAUUACUUGAAAAUGCGAAGGUCUGAACGAAAGCGAAGAAACUGUACGAGUACGGAGAAACGUGAUUUCCAUUACGGAAAAAUUGAUAUUCUAUUCGAGCGGCAAUCGAAUAAGAACAAGCGGGUCUUCCUGAGAUCGACACCAGCACGUCGUCCAGCUAUUACAAAGCCAAAACGAAAACGAUUGGAAAUCAGUGCACCAUUGAAGAAGCAAAAAACCGAACCGGCCUCAAAUUCGUCAUCGUCGUCGUCGUUAUGUGACGAGAUCAAAAUGUGCAUCUCAUGCAUGAGCAUAUCUGAUGAAAAAUGUGUGGAAUGCGAGGCGUGCAAUGUGUAUUACCAUGUCAGUUGUCACGAAUCGGGCGAAUGUUCAGCGACCCAUUCUCAACGCAUUAAGAAUCGAUUCUGUCCGGAUUGCUUGCGACGUCAGCAGAAGGCUAGGGAGAAAAGUGUCGCUCAACAACGGGAUCAAUCGGUGAAGAAAAUUCUUACACAACAACAAAAAUUGAAAAGCCACCGCGAGCAGUUGGUCGACGAAUUGGGUUGUUUGCAUGAUCGACUGGACGAUGUACAUAAAGAAUACCAGAAUUUCAAAAGUGAACAUAACGACUUGAAAAAUGUGAUAAAUUCUUAUUUAGCGCCAAUAAACGCACUGACUGGACGAUCUUUGCAACUGAAAGAUUUACAGAUGUAAUAAUCCGUAAUAGCAUCAAUGUAGUUACAACAGUUGUAGGAGUAAAUUGUUUUCGUUUUUGUCUUUCUUUUAAAUAAAAUUGUGGAAAUUUACAAGAGA
Messenger RNA from Bradysia coprophila, 1903 nucleotides. It is a transcript of the gene Lint-1, whose product is annotated as l(3)mbt interacting protein 1. The record is from RefSeq and is a predicted model, not a curated record. NCBI's taxonomy places the organism in Eukaryota, Metazoa, Arthropoda, Insecta, Diptera, Sciaridae.